Messenger RNA from Jaminaea rosea, 7381 nucleotides. RefSeq lists its product as hypothetical. The transcript is spliced from 2 exons. Gene Ontology annotation, molecular function: ATP binding; ATP-dependent chromatin remodeler activity; methyltransferase activity. The record is from RefSeq and is a predicted model, not a curated record. NCBI's taxonomy places the organism in Eukaryota, Fungi, Basidiomycota, Exobasidiomycetes, Microstromatales. Bases 1 to 7287 code for a protein of 2428 amino acids.
AUGGUUAUCUUGUCUGCGAGAGACGAGCUCCCGUCGACGUCCAUUGCGUCUGCCAUUGCGACAAGGAGCAGACGAAGCAGAGGUAACAAAAGGGCUCCACCCACGUGGUUUGGGAGCAUCCACUUCCGCCCUUGCCUGCACACGCAUGCCCUCACGCGACGCGCUGCUCGAAAGUGGAAUGGCGCCCGCACGACUGAGACUUUCUCCCCGCACUCGAGCGUUGCCCUUCCUCCUGUGUCCAACACAAUGUCUUCUUCCCCUGGGCGACCGCGACCGCAAAGGGCUGCGGCUACUGCUCGCAGGCCACUGGUCAUCUCUGACGACGAAGGUUCUGAAGAUGAUCUUGGCGGCCUUGGCAAAUCGCAGACGAAACGACGUCGUGUGAGCGACGAUGCCGACGACGACAGCGACUUUGCCGAGGGAUCCAGCAGCAGCGAUGAUGAGGAUGAUGACGACGACGACGCAGUAGAUCACAGCGAUCAAGACGACGAAACCCCUUCUCUCGCCCGUAGCGGCAGUGGCAGCUGUCAGCCUGAGGACACCGAUGCCCUCGAGACGCCUUCCAACGAGGCAGAGAUGCCCCUCCUCGACCCCAAGCCAUCGCCUAUCGGCUUCCCACAGGUCACCAUUGAUCUAUCCAAUACACCAAAGCACAGCAAUACCCUGAAGCAAUCAUCGCUGGCGAGUUUCUUCACCAAGCCGGGCGUCGCUUUCAGCGCCGCAUCCACCUCGCGCACCCACCCCUUCUUCCAAUCCACGUCCUCCCGUCGGGCAAAUGAGAAGCAAAGAGACUCCGACUUUCUAGCAGACAGCGACGAAGACGAUGAUGCAUUUGGCAAAGCGUCGAGCAGCAAAGUUAAGAAGGGGCGGGUAAGCGGCUCAGCACGAGGCGGGAAGCUCGGUGUCUCCGGUCAGAAGUGGGCGCCAGACUUUCGCCGAGGACGGUCCACCAAGCAUAUCCCACACUGCCCUACCGAAGCGCAGGCAGCCGCUCUCGCAAAAGAGGCCGAGCAAAAGGCAAAGGAUCAUCUCUGGCCUCCCAUGUCCGACCUCAGCGAAAUCUACGCCGACAUCGUCGAUCGCAUGCCAGAGGCUCUCCUCAAGCCCCUGGCCCAGACGCUGGCCGGCAAAGGACGUGCUCUAAGAGUCGCUACAAUGUGCAGCGGUACCGAGUCUCCUCUGCUUGCUCUCAACCUCAUCUCACGUGCCGUCGAGGCAAAAUGGGGCAUCAAGAUGGCCAUUGAGCACGUCUUUUCCUGCGAGCUCGAGCCAUUCAAGCAGGCCUACAUAGAGCGUAACUUCUCGCCCCCUCUUCUCUUCCGCGACGUCACUGAACUUGGCAAGCCUCGCGCUCAUACAGCAUACGGAGCCCUGGUCGAAGUGCCGGGCGACAUCGACGUACUUGUUGCCGGGACAAGCUGCGUCGACUAUUCUGGUUUGAACAAUGCAAAAAAGGCCAUCAAUGAGGGGGGCGAGUCUGGUCGCACCUUUUUCGGCAUGCUCGACUGGGUCAAGCGCAACCAGCCAGCUAUCGUGAUUCUCGAAAAUGUCAAGUCGGCACCGUGGGAGGGAGUGGGCAAGUUCUUUGAAGAGGCCGACUACGACUCGUCCUUUUCCACUCGCUUCGACACCAAGAACUACUACAUCCCGCAGACGCGACAGCGAGGCUACUUUUUCGCGAGCAGGAACAAGAAGGGCGACUACCCUGCCAACUGGCACAAUCUCGUCUCGUCUUUGCAACGUCCCGCGUCGUCGCCCAUCGAGGCCUUCAUGCUGCCCACGACGGACCAGCGCAUUCAAGCUACGCGUGCCAAAAUGGGUCACGAGGAGGCCGGCAAGAGCAGAAGCACCAUCGACUGGUCCAAGUGCCAAGGUCGACACGAAGAGGCGCGCGGAUUUGAGAAGCUCGGUCAGGCUCGACCAUUCACUGCAUGGGAGGAGGGAGGCUCCUGCGCAAUGUCGCACGGAGCAUGGAACGAGUUCGCUCGACCUCAGCCGGAACGAGUACUUGACCUCAUGGACAUCACCGUAUUGCGGGACGCCAAGCGCGGAGAAGAUCCGCACUUCAAGAGUCGAGUGUGGGAGCUCAGUCAGAACGUCGACCGCAACAUCGUCGCUCCUCAACCGGGUAUCACGGGCUGUCUCACGCCGUCGGGUAUGCCCUUUCUCACCAGCCGCGGCGGACCCGUCACUGGAUUGGAGGCCCUGUCAUUGCAAGGCUUGCCCAUCAAUGAGCUGCUCCUCACGCGCGAGAGCGAUGAUCAGCUUCAGAACCUCGCAGGCAACGCCAUGAGCUCGACGGUAGUGGGCGUGUGCAUCCUCGCGGCGCUCGUACUUGCUCGCCCCGACCUCGAAGCUGAGAGGCAAGGUCUCGACCCUAAGACGUCUGCGCGUUUGCUCCACGACAUCGACGCGCCGCGCCGUCGUAAAGAGGUCGAUGUGAUUGGGUCGCUUGUCGAGGAGGACUACGAUCUAGUCUCGAUGGAGGCUAUCGACUUUAGCAAGCUUCUCCAGCAAGCGGCGUCAUCGAGCCAGCUGUGCAUCUGCGAGGGAUCCAACGAGUGCAAGGUGGACAUUUGGCGCUGCCGUCACUGCGACCAGACGGUAUGCGGGACGUGCAAAUCGCGGCCGUUGCACAGCUUUGCCAUGGAUGAGGCCGCCGCACACCGUACGUUGCCUCGUGACUUUGAGGAUGUGCUCAAGAAGGCUCUGCCCAUGCGUUUGGCAAUGAGGGCGAGCGGGAUCUCACGAGCAGCUGCAGGGGCUACUGGUCUCGGCUCAGAGGGAAAGCGCUGGCAGGAGCGCGUGGAGAAGGUGCUGAAUCACGCAGAGUUCCGCUUCUCCCACCUCAUACGCGGUCGCAUCUGGACGGCAGAGUUCUUCUCGCUCUCUUCAUCACGCAUGGAGCUUGUCCUGGACCCCGUGGAGCCAUUCUGGCAGAUCUUUGUCGAGCCAGACAAGAGGGAGCCCGAGGGCAGCGUGCUGCGCAAGCUCCUCCUACAACCCGUAGCUCGUCAGCGUAUCGAUAUCCAGGGGGGGCGUAGAGCAACACUUCUUGAACUCGGGCAGAAGUGGGAGCUCAACUUGCCGACACGCAAUCGCGCUACAAUGAACGUCGUGUGCCAUGGCGAACAGAUAGACUCGUGGCAGGCAUCAAUGGGCAUUCGUGGAGAGUACGCUGGCACCAAGCGCUACUCCAAGAUGACAAUUGAGAAGGUGGGUGACAGCGCAUCGCAAGCUGAGACCACUCUGUGUGGAGAAUACGAGCUGCUGCCGGAGUGCGGGCAAGCCAACGCCUCGCUUCACAAGCGCAAAGGGGGCGAGCGCCCACUUUACCUUUUUAUCGAUGCUGCUCGAUACGGCUCUUCAUCCGACGACGCCUACGUGUUCUCCUCAAAGCUCGGCAUGCUCAACUACCCCAAGGAUCGCCCUGUACUUGCCAGCUUCAAGUCUGGAUGGAAGCCACCACUUGCGCCGCGCGAUCCCACCGUCGAAGACGAGGUCGAGCUCACGCCAGAUGAGUUUGAGAAGCUCUCUGCGUCGUACCAACGCCAGCGAGGAGAGCACAAGGAGAAGACGCAGACGGUCGAGACGACUUUGUGCGGGCAGUGGGUCCCGUGCGCGGGCCUGAUCAUGGGGCCAUACCACGAAGAGAAGAGCGCCACAAUUGCGAUCCCAUCAUCGCAGCUCCAUCUCAAUCUCGAAAAGGCAGGCUGCUCCGAAGCGCAGACGGUGCUUGCCUGCACGACUUCGCUCAGCGACCGCAGCAACGACGACAGCGGCAAUGUUUGGCCUCGAGCCCGCGGAAGGUGGGUGGAGGUCGAUUUGGAGCACCAAGGCAGGCAGACUUUCGAGAAGCUGUCGUGGCUCAUCGAGAGGGUGCCCGAGGUGCGUUCUUGGGCGAAUUGGAUGCAGGCAAAGCGUACGUAUACGGCCAGCUGCUGCAUCGAAUGUGCACCAGCUCCGCCUUCCAUUCAAUGGCUCAAGAAGGGCAAUACGCUGCCUAUCCCCAUCGAGAAUGAGCGCGAGGCUGGGCCUUACGAGCAAGCGAUGAAGAACAGGCCAUUCCCAUUCCUACUUCACCUGCGCACUGACGACGACGGAUGCGGUAGGCUACGUCUUGCUGUCAACCCCGCGACGCUUAUGCACCGAGCUCUCUCACGCCUGCCGCAGCGCGGCGAUGCCCAACAGCCGACGCCGUCGUGGCGCCUCACUCGGGUUGAUCCGACGCUAACCCCCUUCAAUCUGCCCAAGUACGAGCUGCGCUCGAAUCGUCACGACCCCGAGGCUGAGGAUCCGCAACACUUCAAGCUCUCGCUGCGCAAGGAGCAGAAGCGCUCUCUUAAUUGGAUGCUGGCGCAAGAGGGCGACGUAGAGCCAUUCACAGAGGAGGAAGUCAGCGAGGCGAGCUUGCCCGCGCUCGAGUGGUGUGCAGAGGGGAUGGCUCGGCAGUCGCGUGUGGUGCGAGGCGGAGUGAUUGCGGACGCAGUUGGCUACGGCAAGACAGCUAUCUCGCUCGCACUGAUCGCUAAGCAGCGGGAGCAAGGCGCCUCGCCUCCGCCCGCAAAUCCUAGCCUCAUACCUACCAAGGCGACGCUGGUCAUUGUGCCUCCACAACUCUGCAAGCAAUGGGAGAAUGAAGUGCGCAAAUUUGUAGGCAGCAAGCUCUCCGUCCACGUCAUCUUCAGCAAGGCCGAUCUCAACAAGACGACAAUCGAGCGACUACAGCGCGUAGACAUUGUCAUCAUGAGCGUGUCAGUCUAUAAGUCGGACUCGUACUUUGACUCGCUGGCCGCAUUCGCAGCUGCUAAUCCUAUCCCGCAACGCGAGGGUCGCUUUUUUGACUCUGCGUUGGCCAAGAGCAUCUCGUGUCUGCCGGAGCGAGUCAAGGAGCUGCAACUCGACGACCGCGGCCGCACGCUGUGGCAGAGCAUCAAGGAACGCAAGGGAUUCGACCCCGCUCAUCUCACCACUUACAAGGCCAAGAAACGUGUCGUGGGCAAGCAGUACGCGCGGGAAAAGGCCUUGGAGGGCGGCGAUGAUGAGGAGGACGGUGGCGUGGAGGAUGCUUGGGAGCAGAUCAAGCGUGAAAAAGUCUCGGACGUCUGGGGCAUCAAGACUGGCCUGAAGCGAUGGACGGACAUGACUUCGCCACCGCUCGAAUCGUUCUCGUGGCGUCGCGUCAUCAUCGACGAGUUUCACUACAUUGCCGCCGAAGCUGGUCGCGUCUUUUCAGCCGUACGUUCGCUCACCGCGAGCUCGACCUGGGUGCUUUCGGGUACGCCGAAGACGGGCGACUUUGCCGACAUUCGCUCGAUGGCGGCGUUCCUCAAUGUGCAUUUGGGUGUGGAGGAUGAUGCCGACUAUGCGGAUAGCUCUUCGAGGAGUAGGACCUCGCGUAACAAGGCACGCUCAAAUGUCGAGCGAUUCAGGAGCUUCGUCGAGGUGCACUCGCCAGCUUGGCAUCACCGCAGGCAGCGUAUCGGACAGUCAUUCUUGGACCGCUUCGUCAGACAGAAUGUCGCCGAGAUUGACGAAAUUGCGUCAAUCGAGGUGCUCAAGCCAAUCCGGAUGCCAGCUGCAGAGCGAGCUUGCUACCUCGAGCUUCAGCACACCAUCGAAGCGCUCGACCUGCGCCACGCUCGCAGCUUGUUCCGAGGGCCAGCUCGCGCCAAGGUGCUCGCCAGCGAGAACGACCGUGAUCACCGCCUACGCACCACGCUCGGCGAAAGUUCCAGUCCUGAGGAGGCGCUGUCGCGCCAGGCUGCCCAUUUCGUGCUUAGCCAGCGCGAGCGAGCGCAAAACGCCAUUGAAGCAUGCGACCUCAUCAUCGAAGAGCGCGCAAAGCAGCUAGCAUUGUGCAAGGAAGAGCUCGCCGAGAAGCUAGCGGCGGCCAAGGAGCAGCAUUUCCUCAUGGCUCUACACUAUGGCUACCGUGAUGAUGCCAAACAAGCGCUCGUCUCCUUUGCAAAGAAUGCCAUCAGCGCCAAGUACGGCGACCGUGAAAGCAAGCAAGCUGUCGCCGAGAUACUCGAAGCGGCCAAUUGCCUGGAAGCGAGCCUGACGGCGAGCGUGGGUCGCAAGCAGUACGGCGCCAAAGAGCUGAAGGAGGCUCUGAAGAGGCGGGCUGCUGCUGCUGCUGUGGACGAGGUACGCAAACAGCGAGCGGCGGCAGCAAAGAGGGGCGGUGCGAAGGCCAAGGGUCGCAAGCGCGAUGAUAGUGAAGACGAGGAGGGCGAAGACAGCGAUGGUCUCGACGACACUGCGCUACGUGCCGAGGAGAAGGAGGCGUCGGUGAAAGCGAUCAAGGACCUCGAGGCGCAAUUGUCCAAACGCGGCGGCAGCAACGACGAGGAGCGAGCGAGAUUAGCCUGGCUUCAAGAGACUCAUGCGCGAGCUCUCGUACACCAUCUCGUCCAACUCCGCAACGAGACGGCCGCCCGUCAACGUUCUCUGCGCUACUUUGAGAACAUCCGAUCCAUCCAGAUGAGCCAGGGUCACGCCGUUUGCGGCGACUGCCCUGGGUGCAAGUCUCAGCUUACUUUCGCCAACCUCGCGCUCUCCUCUGUGUGCGGCCAUCUCUUCUGCCUCGAAUGCGGGCAGAGGGAGGCAUGGAAGGGCAAGUGCCCCGAAUCCGGCUGCAACGCCGAUGCCAAGCCGACGUCGAUCAUCGCGGCUACGUCUUUGGGUGUAGAGAAUACUAAAGUGUCCGCUUUCGGCGAGAAGAUGAGCCAACUAGCCGGGCUGUUGCGCAACGAGAGGUUGAUUCCAGCGGAGGACAGGAUCAUUCUAUUCGUGCAGUUCGAGGGUCUCUUGGAGAAGACGGCGCAGGCUUUGACAUCGUACCGGAUCAAGUUCACUCGGGUCAAGGGCAACGCCAAGCAGCGAUCGCAAGUAUUGGACGACUACCAACGCGGCACUGCCCCACGUGUACUCUUGCUGGAUGUUGCCGACGAGAGCGCUGCUGGGUCCAACCUCACGAUUGCGAACCACGUCAUUUUCCUUUCUUCGCUGAUCAGCGACGAUGCGGCGACGUAUCGCUCGACGAUGGAGCAAGCUCGCGGGCGAUGCCUGCGAUUUGGCCAAGUCAAGGAGGUGCGAGUGUGGCAUCUACUAGCUCGAUCGACGAUUGAUGAAGAGGUGUUCGAGAGGCGGGACGGGCGCGGUACCCUGGACGAUGUGUUGGCGAUGCGGAGCGCGAGGCAAGAGGAGUUGGGCACUCAAUUGGGCGUCGAGAGCGUUGUGGAGCAGGCGGCGGCGAGCGCAAAAGGGGCGGUAAAGGUGUGAUGGCGGAGGCAAGCGGCGAGCGUGAUGAGCGUGGCGCGAGGCGGGAACACUUGUGUCAAGGACAAAUGGCAAUAAACUGAAAGCUUCUCUCCAC